This is a messenger RNA of Gongylonema pulchrum, 768 nucleotides long. Lineage: Eukaryota; Metazoa; Nematoda; Chromadorea; Rhabditida; Gongylonematidae. The record is from the annotation of a GenBank genome assembly.
GAGCAGCAUUAGCGUGCCUGAAUUUGACCUCAAACUGGUGAGCUCGCAACGAAUGGACGAUCGCCUACUGGUCACCAAUUACAAUGCGAAAAUAACCGAUUUGCAUGGCGAGAUUGAAGCACGCAUGGCAUGUAUUGCUAAUCAGGUGUACCUAAUGGCGUGUUUCUGUGGACGACCAGAACUGGAUAUAGAGCUCGUGAAUACAGAUUCAAGUUCAGCAGGAGCCGUGUCCAGGUCUCUGGUGGAUGAAGCUAUCCGCAAAUGUUUGCUUUCUGCUGUUACAAACAUAUCGCUUACCGAAUCGCUUGGACAACGCAGCAGUGGCGUUGCAACUGGAACAGUUCCUGCUUCUGCAUUUUCGCCAAUUUCCCGUGUAGUAGCAGGAGGCGGUGCUGGCAUUAUUGGGAGCAGCGUCACUCCAGCAUCGACGCCGGUGCAGGAAAUGAUGAAGCGAAUUGGCCAGUCGACCCAGCUCACGAAUCAGUCUGCAAAACUGCAGGGAGCUCCCAACAAAGUUCGCGUCAAGGUGAUACGUGCUCAACGACUCGGCGGUGAUCGCAGUACGGACUUUUCUUCUAAUUCUACCAAUUCAAACCCUGCCAUCGAACGACAAGCUUCAACCAUCAGGUUUGACUGUGCAGCAGCAACAGCAUCAGCCAACGACCUCUCCGGCAGUGCCAGGAAUGCAUUCACCACAACAGCAGCAGCAACAACAACAGCAGCAAAGAACACAACAACAGCAAGCACGGCAACAUGCGGAUUAUGACG